Entrophospora candida is the source of this 489-nucleotide messenger RNA. The record is from the annotation of a GenBank genome assembly. Lineage: Eukaryota; Fungi; Glomeromycota; Glomeromycetes; Entrophosporales; Entrophosporaceae.
AUGUUGAGAAAUAUAAUUCUUUCAAAUAAUAAAAAGUUAAUAAACCAAACAACCACCACCUUUUCAACUAUACCUCGUUCUCUUACAAUUGGUUUAAUACGUUCAUAUCAUGAAAAGGUCAUUGAACAUUAUGAACGACCACGAAAUGUUGGUUCACUUCCAAAAUCAGAUCCAGAUGUUGGUACAGGACUUGUAGGAGCACCGGCUUGUGGAGAUGUUAUGAAACUUCAAAUAAGAGUUGAUGAACAAAGUGGUAAAAUAGUUGAUGUAAAAUUUAAAACAUUUGGAUGUGGUUCUGCUAUAGCGUCUUCAAGUUUUAUGACAGAACGUGUACGUGGAAUGUCAUUGGAUGAAGCUAGUAAAAUAAAAAAUACAGAAAUCGCCAAAGAAUUAUCCUUGCCACCUGUUAAAUUACAUUGUUCAAUGCUUGCUGAAGAUGCUAUAAAAUCUGCAAUAAAGGAUUAUAGGAAGAAAAAAGAAAUUGCAUAA